UCAAGUAACAGUUUCUAACCUGGAGGAAUGGCCGUGCCGUUCAUCCUUGCGUUGUCUCAUGGACUUGACGUGGACACUUGUACGUUUGUUCGCAAAAUUGCGCUUCCAGUACUUAGUCACUACUGUAGUACCUCAAAUUCAACGACUGACUUUCGUUUUCCAGUCGUGCACAAUCGACCGUAAUCGUAUCGUUCCACCGUCAACCGUAGAUUUGGCUUCGAAUCCGACUGAUGACUCACACGUUGGAAAAGUCCAAGUUGAAUGAAUGAAAUUCUCGUUUGGUGCGACUUACGACCACUGUGAGUACGAUUUACCUUUACCGUACCGUAGGGCUCUUCCGAUCCAUUGCCCUCUCGAUGUCAUUCCUUUCAAAAUCGUUUGCACUUACAACAGUACCGGUACGAGGGAGCGGACGAUGUCGAUCUUGGCGGGCAUGAUGAACCCAUCUCUGCUGGUGUGUUGGCUGGGUGUAAUCUUGGGUGCAGGUCACAAUGUUGCCCAUGCCUUUGUGGGGGGCCGCACAACGCAUACGGCGAGAGCGAAGACGACGGCAGCAACAAUAAGGAAGGUUCAACAUUCCCUGAACGCUGCUCCGAAAAUAAAGCAGAGCCCGGAACAAAAGGCUCGGCGCAAAGAACUUUUGAAAAGAGACGGGCCAUACUUCAAAGUUGACAAACUGAGCGGAAACAUUGAAUUCGGCGCCGCCACCAAACUCGUGACGGAUCUCUCGCAAAACAAAGACGCCAACAAGGAAUCGAUCGAGGAAUGGUUGAGUGACAACGACGGAAAAGGAUUGGCACUCUCGAUUUGGGACGAAUCGCUGAUGGAGGUCUUGCCCGACAGCGUGUACCGUUUGCAGACCAUGCCCCUAAAGUUCGUAACGCUCGAACUCCAGCCGAGCGUCGAUCUGCAGAUGUGGACUCAACGGGCCGGGAAAAAUCGCGCAGGACGCCAGCUCCCACCGAUUUUCAAGCUCAACUCGGUCGGGUUCGAGACCAACCUGAGGCUUCUCCCGGGGAUGGGGAUCAUUAGCUCCGAAUCCCUCGGCAUAUUCAUCGAGGUGGCGGGAGACCUGCGUCCCACGGAAGACGGCACGGGGGUCAAGGGAACGAUUUCCUUCCAAACCAAGGGCUCGCUGCCACCACCCCUGCGGUUGUUGCCKGACUCAGCCUUGAAGUUGGCCGCUGAUACAAUUAACGAUACGAUCGUUCAGUUUGCAGUCGCGUCUUUUGAAAAGGGAGCAAUUGACAAGUACAAUGAAUUCAUGCAACAACGAUCCUAAAGCACUACGAAUUAGACGAAGGACAGAUAGUUGACAUAAUUCACCGUCAAAAUAAAGCGUUGUCUCGAAA
This is a messenger RNA of Pseudo-nitzschia multistriata, 1352 nucleotides long. Lineage: Eukaryota; Bacillariophyta; Bacillariophyceae; Bacillariales; Bacillariaceae. The record is from the annotation of a GenBank genome assembly.